AUGGGUGCCUUACGCAGGUUGUCCCUCGUGACAACUUGCUUUUUGCUGUUGCUCAGCUUAGCCGAGUCUACAGGAUGGCAGACGCCGUCAUCGUUGCCGGCAGAAGCCGUGGGAAAAUCUUCACUCACGUUUGUCUUCGAUAUUACUGGGUCCAUGUUCGAUGAUCUGGUCCAAGUUCGAGAAGGCGCUUCGAAGAUCUUCCGAACAGUCAUGCAACAAAGAGAGAAGCUCAUCUACAAUUACAUCCUUGUUCCUUUCCAUGAUCCCGGUCAGUUUUCUUUUUUUCGUUUUUCGUUCAGAAAUAAAUAAGACACGUUUUUGAGUUGAAGACAAAAUUAAUCUAUAGAAGUUCGAUCUGCUGACCAACAGUCCUCAAAAAUAAACCGAAAACAAAAUUUUCGAACUAAUGUACUGUAGCUGCUGCCAAAACCGCUUAUUUCAUUCAGAAUGAAAUUUUUCAGAGUAUGUCGUUGAUCUAGGGUUCUAUUCAAUUUUGAGCAUAGUUUUUGUUUUUUAUUUUUUUCACGUCAAUCUUCGAUGAUCAGCCCUUUAGAAAGCAGCAAGGAUAUUUUCAAUUUUCGGAAAUUUCAAAAUAAACUCAAUCAUUUCAACUCAAGCGCAAAACAGCAAAGAAAAUGAGCAUCCGCGUUACAACGUGCGGGAUCAGUUUCCGAGAUUUAUCAUCUUUGAUGGCUAUUUCAAAGCUGCUGCAAAUAGAAAAGUCGAAACAUUUUGAUGUACGCAAUUUGACGUUCAGAUCUUGGUGAAAUCAUUAACACCACCGAUUCAUCGUACUUCAUGAGGCAACUGAGCAAGGUAUAUGUGCACGGCGGCGGAGACUGUCCUGAAAAAACUCUCACAGGUGAUUUUCUAUGAAGGACUUGAUUUUAGAAAAAUGGUGAAGGAAAACGGCUCGUUUUGAUUUUUGUGUAGAAGAGGCUCUGCGAUUUUGAACUUCAUGCUCCAGAAAUCCACUAUUUUUCAUACCACAAAUUAAAAACUCAAUUAUAUUUUUUUAAAAAAACGGAUCACCCCCGUUUUUCAUAUUAUUUAUUUCAAACUUUUGUUUCAAAAAACUCUGGCCACAAUUUCUAUAUUUCAAACCGUUUUCAAACUCUGGUUCUUGCUUCCGUAAGAUAAAAACUGGCGGUCCAACUGGAGUGACAAGAAGUUGCGAAGUGCUGGGGGAUACGUGUCGCGGCCAAUUACGCUUUUUCAAUAGAAGCAAUGGGCCAGACAGGAGAACGGUAACAUGAAUCACGCCGUAUUUCCACAAAACCUAUCAAACUUUGCAAAAAGCUCGCGUUUUUCUGGCUCGAAAAAUGAUAUAAUACAGGUGCACAAAAAGAUAAUUUUCACUAACUUGGAAAAAUAUUUUCUGAAAAACUUUGCAGUAUGGUAAAAUUUGUUUACCGCAGGCGAGUUUAGUUUUCUUAAGUAAUUUGAUCUCGAAAAAAUGAUUUCCAGUUACAAUGACGCUCAAAUGAGUUUUGCAGUCCGUAUUCAAAAAUAUUAUAGGUGUUGAGUUUGAAACUUUUAUGCUCUGGAAAAGUUUCCUUGAACAAUUCAAACCGAUCGAAUAGAAGGAGAAACUUCUACAGUUGGAAAAAUCUUUUUCCAAUCCAUUUCUUGAAAAUUUUUCCUUAACUUCCAACGAAAAUUUCGAUCCAAAUCAAGUUCUAUAAGGCCUAUUUUCACACACCAAAAUACGCGUUUUUCUGAGUUUGUUUGGAAAAAAAACGCGACAACUGGAAAUCACUAAAUCGUCGAAGUUCAAGAGAUCAUUUCACAUGAAUUUCCUCAAGCGCUUCUUUGCCUCGUUACCUCAGCGGAAGCCUCAAUGGCAACUUGACCCCGAAGUUGAGCUGAGAAGAAAUUUGAUGCUUUUCCUCGUUUGUAAUGCGCUUCUGCGGUCACAUAAUCCGAGAUAACCGCAUCGACACAAGAAAUUGGUAAUUGUAUCAGACCGACGCAACGUUUUGUGUAAUGUUCAAUUUCGAUUCGAAAAUCUUUUCGAUUCUGCUGCUCCGAAGUUGUAAAACUGGCAGUUGGAGUCAGAGUUGUGAAUGGUCGCGCACCCAGUAUUUGUGGUUGUAAAAACGGCAUACGAUAGGCAAUUUACGGCACCUCAACACAUGGCGAUUGUGAUGAGUGGCCAGCCUCUUGCGCAACGGAAAAAGGGCUCAUGAAAAUAGUUUUUGAUCAGAAAAUAUGUUCCAGUCGAACAGAAACGUUAAAUUUUGUUUUGAAUUCAUGAAAAAAUACCUAUUCCGUUAUAAGUGGUGUCGAGAAAUUAUCCACUUUUCUCAAAUAAAGAAAGAAAAAUGACCCAAAAAAGACUCAAAACGAAUUUUUUUAUGAAGAAAUGAGAACAAAGAUGUUUAGAAAAACGGAAAAGUAAUAGCUUUUGAAAAAAUUGUGUUUCAAAUUGACGUCAUCAACGGUCGGAAAACUCCCCUAAACUUAGACAAGUUAAACUUUAGCGAUGAACUCAUUAGAUCAUUCUAAAGAACUUUGAAAAUAUUUUUCCCCGAACGGCUGAUUUUGAGAAACUUUUCAGGAAUCCACAAAGCUCUCGAAAUCUCGCUACCUUCAUCUUUUGUCUACGUGUUCACCGACGCUCGAUCCAAAGAUUACAAUUUGGAAGAAGAUGUCUUGAAUCUGAUUCAAGAAAAACAGAGCUCUGUAGGAAAAACAACGGUCCCAGUCCUAAGUGAACUGUUAACAGGUCGUUUUUGUCAUGACUGGCGACUGCGGUAACCGCACUCAUCCUGGCUUCCGAACCUAUGAAAAAAUUGCGGCUGCUUCUUUCGGACAAGUCCAGCUCUUUUUUCAGUUAAAGUUAAUUUGUUUGUUAUUCAGGUCUUCCAUCUUGAGAAAAGCGACGUUAGUACGGUCCUGGAAUAUGUCCGACACGCUGUGAAGCAGAAAAAAGUGCACUUGCUCUACGAAGCUCGUGAAGAAGGAGGCUUCAUCUAUCGAGACAUCCCUGUUGAUGAUCAACUGAGCGAAUUGACUCUUUCUUUGUCAGGAGAUAAAGAUGAUGGAGGCUUCCUUGAUAUGACCAUUUUCGAUCCAUCAAGUAAGAACAGUUUUUCCGGACCGGUUUUCAUAAUUUUUUAGACGUUGAAAUCGACAAAACAAAGUACACAAAAGAAGGUGGAACAAUUGACUUGAAAAACGUUAAAUUAAUCAGAUUGAAAAGCCCUCGUCCUGGUAUUUGGAGGGUUCGAAGUUUUUUUGAUUCCACCAAAAUCGAGAAAAUGUUACAGGUUCAAACAAGAUCAAGGAGGAAGCACACGAUCCGAAUUUUCGGCCAUGGCUCUAUCGACUUCAAAUAUGGAUUUGCUUCGCGUCCUGUGGAUAAGAUGGAAUAUGUGAAUCAAAAAAAUAAAUUUAAAAAAUUUACGAAUUUUUUUUUCAGGCAAGACCUCGUCCCGUGGCUAAUCAAAAAUACUUACCUUGUUAUCAACAUGACUGGCCUCAUUCCACCUGGUACUGUCAACAAGAUCAGCCUCCUCGAUUACACAGGUAAGCUCUGAAAUUCGUAAAAAAUUUAUAAGAGAUUCAGGAAAUGAGCUUUUGACACAACCGGCAUCACCAAUUCGAGAAAAUCCGCACAUGUAUUUCAUAGGUCCAUUUGUACCUCCAAAAGGAUUAUUCUUUGUUCGAGUUUCCGGAACCGAUGACCAGGUAAACCUCGAAGUAAGAAUUGAAAAGAAAAUACUCACCAGGAUUACGAGUACAUGCGAGUUGCUCCAACGGCGAUUGGAAGUGUUACUGUCGGAGGCCCGCGAGUUUAUGUACCGGAAAUUCAAACUGUUUUUGUGGGAAAGGUUUUCCUCUUUCACGUUUGUCCGGACUGACUUCACUUUUCUCCUCAGAGCGUCAACCUAUCCUGCAUGGUCGAGAGCGCAGUACCAUUCACUGUGAACUGGACCAAAAACGGCAAACUCGUCGGAGGACCACUUUUCUACGAGUUUCUUCUUUUUCUUGUCAUCUUCCAAAUUAAAACUGAUUACAGCACUACUGACACGGCCACUUGGGUGCUGACAGAAAUCGCGUUGUCAGACAGCGGAGAUUACAUUUGCGAGGUCACAAGCGACAACGGAAACGCAACAGCAAAAAUGCAGCUAGAAACGAGAGGUAUGUGGAAACUGAUCAGUCGGAUUAGUGGAGUUUUUUCAGAAGCACCUCCUCAAAUCACGGGGGUUAGGAAUGAAACAGCGGCUCUCAUGGGCUCAGCUUUUCUGCACUGUCCGACAAUUUCAAGCAGUAAAGCUGAAAUUCGUUGGUUGCGUCAUGGCGUUUCUGUUCUGAACGGCCCCAAUACGGUAAAUACAGUUGUGUAUGAUUGACAAAGUUGAAAAAAUAGUCAAGAAACUUCAGCUUGAAAAUUCUGAGAAAUUUGAGACGUAUGAUGAGAAAAGGGAGAGCUUUACAAAUAAAGUUCUUAAUGAAGAAUUUCUUGUUACUCGACUCAAGUUCAAAACGAAAGACCUUCGUCCAGAAAAUCUACGAAAAUGGAACACUCCGCAUCUUCUCAACAUCUCGCUCUGACGCUGGAAUGUACGAAUGUCAAGCAAGAAGCGCCGGCGGCAUGACCUCCCAGAGCAUGAUUUUGAAGGUUCAAAUAAAGUUUUUUUUCUGACUGUAAUCAAUUUUUUUUCAGAUCAUGGAGCCCCCAGUAGCUUCAAUCAGUCCAAAACUGCUUUAUUUUGUUCCAUCGACCUCUAUCAACUUCUCCUGUUACGUUCAAGGAGAUCCGCCUCCAGAGCCGCAUUGGUUCGUGAACGGACGUCGCAUCAGUCCAGACAGCAAAUACUACAUCUCCUACAAAAGUCUAACUUUCGAAAAAGUUCAGAAAUAAUUUCUUUAUCUAGACGAUUUGAUAAUUCGAGUGGCGGAUCCUUACGAUGUCGGACAGUAUGAAUGUCGAGCUGUGAGUCCAGCCGGGAUGCAUGCUGAGUCUGCAAGAGCUGAGUUGGCGAAGCCUCCAGAGGUUCAGCUCACCCAGAGCAAAACUAUGAUUGGCCGUGGUGACAGCAUCUCUUUCGAAUGCAAAGUAGAUCAGAAUAAAGAUGUCUCUAACUGAAAGUAAUAAUUUUCAAGGUGACAGCAGGCUUGCCAGCUCCAAGCAUCAGAUGGCUGAGAAACGGUAAAGAACUUCUUCAGAGCAGUCGGGGUUACAUCAACAUCGAGAACGGACAUCUCCAGAUAACGGUAAGAGCGAUAUAAUAAGUCUAAAGUUGAAGUUCUAUCACUAGGGAGCGCAAGAAUCGGAUGGAGGCUCUUACUCCUGUGUGGCAGAAAACAUUGCUGGAAGAGCAAUCGGAGUUGUCAAAGUCGAAAUUGGAUGUAAUUUUGAAUAACUACAGACUUUCGAUUUACAUCUUUUUUUUAGCUGUCCCAUCUAUCGUACCCUCUCCGGGUAAUGUUCGAGUGAACAUUGAACGUCAAGUAAGCUUUAACUUUCCUAAAAGUCUUCGUCAAAAACUUUAAUUAACCUUUUUCAGAUUACUUUGCAAUGUUUGGCUAUCGGACAACCAGCGCCUCAAAUAACUUGGUACAAAGAUUCUGUAGAGCUUGACAGUCUCAAUAACCCUCGUUACACAGUUCUUGCAGACGGAAACCUCUUGAUCACAAGUUUUCAAAUUGUCCUACAAACUUUCUAUGAGUUUUUCAGACGCUCAAAUGGAAGAUCAAAGCAGAUACACCUGUAUUGCCAAAAAUCCAUAUGGGCAACAAUCGCAAAACACGAAUCUGAUAAUCACAGGAUUGAGUAUGAGUUCAGAUUGAAAAAUUCUCUGACAAAAAGAGUUCAGCUUCUCCUGUUCUUGGCCACGUGCCACCGGAAGAACAGCUCGUGGAGGGAGAAGAUCUGAGGCUUUCCUGUGUCGUCGUCCUAGGAACUCCCAAGCCUCAACUUCUGUGGUUCAAGGAUGGAAAGCCGAUUGAGCCAUCUCCAACAGUCAUUGUGAGCGGUUGCUAUCUUAUGAAAAAACGGCGGAAUUAAAAAAAGUUUAACUGCAAGCUCGUCUUUUUUUACGCAAUAAAAAUAAAAUAAAUUUAAAAAAAGUUCUCGCUUAUCAUUUUUUUAUCAAUUGUUUGUUAGUGGAUAGUCAACCUUUUUUUCAGAAAAUUUCGAAAACGCAGUAAUUUAUAAAGAAUAAGAUUGGUAGAAGUUAAAUUAAGAACUGUUAAUCUAUUUCAGUGAAUUUUUUCAAUUCAAGAGAUUUUCUAAUGAAAUUUUUGCCAGGACUCUGAAAAAAAGUUACUCAAUGGAUGUAACAAGAUGAUUUUUUUUCUUUCAAUAACUGCUAAAAAUUCUCGCGAAGUAACCGAAAAAAGUCAUCCUAAUCGUAAAAUCAAUUUUUUUAAUCAAAGCAGUGUUUUUCACUAAAGUGUUUCAAAUCUGGUUCCAAGGUGGAAGGAGGCGGUACUUCUCUGCUUCUGCGUGACGGAAACCCGAAAGACGAAGGAAAGUAUACGUGCGCCGCCAUCUCUCCGGCCGGCAACACGACGCUGAACAUCAACGUGAACUUGAUCAGUAAGUGAAGCAUGCUGCAUGCGGCCCCGAAUGCACGCCCCAGUCAGUAGUGUUUGCAUGUUUUGCACGUUCAGAAAAGCCAGAGUUCGUGAUAUACGACCCCGGCCAACAGCCAACGCCAAGUAUCGCUGGCGUCAGCCAGGUCGCCCAGCCCGGCGUCGAGCACUCCGUCAUCGAAGGCGACGGCUUCGCGAUCCCGUGUCCAGUUUCUGGAGCUCCGCCACCCACGGUCACCUGGAGCCUCGACGGCCGUCCAAUCGCCACCAACAACAACGAAUUCAGCAUCACCGUUAGUUUUCCAUUGCACUCUUUUAUAGAAAUUCGGCUAAACGAAGAAAAAUUCUUUAAAGUUUCCGUUUUAUUUCAUUUUUUUAUAUCUCAAAUGAUUGGAAAUAAUUAGGACAAUUUCCUAUUAAAAAAACCCAUCGGGAUAAAAUUGUUAAAUCAAUAGAAAACUCUAUUAAAAAAACAGAAUUUGCUCGGUGCCAGUUUAAAAAAAUUUCAUACUAUGUGGAUUAAUUGGUUGAAUUCUUAUUACUCGUUAGACCGAUCUACAAAAAAAUAGGUAAAAUUUGAAAUAGAGCCAAAAUUGCACUGUUACCGAUUUAUUAGAACCAAAAAUGGAAAAACCUUGGCCGUUCAAGUUUUUUUUUUUUACAAAAUUGAACCAUGCUAAGUAAGGCUCAUUUCACUGAAUUCUCUCUGAAUUUCAGAAUCUUAGAGGAAAUUUGAGAUGUUUAUGAUUAUGAUACUAAAAAAAACCGUUUAACAGACUGAUAACACGCUGAUUGUGCACAAAACAGACAAAUCUCUUGCUGGAACGUACACUUGCACAGCUGUCAACGCAGCUGGAGAAAUUCAGCAGGUAUCAUUUAUAUUCGAAUCAAUAAUAUUGUUUUUGAAGUCAACACCGAUCAAAAUCAUGACGUUACCAAUCAUUUCACCUGGACAAAGCUCGUUCAAUUUGAUCCAAGGAACUCCUCUUUCUAUUCCUUGCAAUGUUCAAGGAGAACCUAAAGCUACCAUCAAAUGGUAAAAAGACUGCAUUCUGAAUAAGUUACUUUUCUUGCAAUUGAGGUACUUGAAUGAUGUCGAGUUCACGAACGGGACUGUCGAUGAGGAUGGAACUCUCCUCAUCGAAGACGUGCAUGAAAAUCUCAAGUAUUUAAUGAUAAAAAAUGAUAUCGAUGACAUUUCAAUAAUGCAGAGGAUCUUUGAAAUGCGUUGCGACCAAUGAAGCCGGAUCAGAUGAACGCGUCGUUUCUUUAACAGUUCACACAGCUCCAAUCAUCGAUGGAAGUGGAACGGUAGUGUCGAUUUCAUUUAUCCUCCAUUAAAUUUAUCUGAUUUCAGACCGUUUCAAGAGUUGCUCUCGCUAACGAUACCGUUGUUCUCGCUUGUCCGGCACGAGCCGAACCGCCUCCCGUACGAAUUUGGAGCUAUGAAGGCAGUAGAAUCGAUACGGUCCCGAUUCCCGUAAGAUAACAGGUUCAGAUUUGAGAAUCUCAAUUUUUUCACAGCACAAAGUCACAAAAGACGGAGAACUGGUGCUGUCAAACAUCGACAUCGAGCAUGCUGGAUAUUUCACUUGUCUUGUUUCCAAUUUGGCUGGUGACGAUUCUAUAACUUAUGAGCUCGAAGUGAGGAAUUCUAUCAGAAAAAAAUGGAAUGAUUUUUGUCACAGGUUCAAGAAAAGCCUCGAAUCAUCUCGGAGACGCCUGGAACCUUGGACGUCGUCAAAGGUCUGACUCUUGAGAUCCCAUGUACUGCUACUGGAACGCCUCAACCGGAAAGAAGUUGGGAGAAAGAUGGAAUUUUGGUAAGAAAAUGGUUUUUGAAGCUAUACCUGAUAUAAUGCAGUUCGCCUAUCAACAAAUAAUCAUCUCGAUAAGAUUAUUAUUUUAUUUAGAACCACUUUUAACUUGGAGUCUGAAAAUUUUUAAACGUCUUUCGAAAGAGCUUCAUCGUUUCUCAUAUUGCUAUGGUUCAAGCUUGAAGAGUUUUCUCUAUCAACAAAAAAUGCCAGAGCUUGAGAUUCGUUUAUCAUAACGUCUUGCUUUCAUUUAAUACAUCCAAAUUUUCGAAAAUGCAACACCAUCAAUUCAAAGAAGAAUCGUUUAUUUCAAAUUCCAGUAUUUUUUCCGACAUCUCCGCUUGUUUUCUGAUUUUCUAGAUACUUUGCUAUUGAUUUCUUUCGAAUUGACGGUCUUCUGGUCUUUUUUGUCGGAUGAAACAUUGAAGAUUCGAAUCAGCAUUUUCAGUUGUCCACCGGAAACUCCAGUAGAUAUGGAAUCGAUUCGGCCGGAACUUUAAGGAUUUUCAAUACUGCGAAGGAAGAUGGCGGUCAAUACAAAUGCUUAGUUGAAAACGGGGCUGGAUCCGAAUCGCAAACGACUUCCGUUGUAGUUCAAGAACCUCCAGUUUUCUCACCGCACACCAUUGUGAACUACACCGCAGUGGCUGGGGAUGUGGUGAUUUUUCUCAAUUGUAUUAAACUUGACUUUGAAUGGUACAAUAGGUUGAGCUCCGAUGUGCUGUUGAAGCAUAUCCUCCGGCAACCAUCCAGUGGACACGCAAAGGAGUUCCAGUCACAGAGAGCACUCCCGGAAUGAAGGUGAGAAACCAUGACUUUCCUGAUCCCUGAAGUUGUUCUUAUUAAAGAACUGACCCCUGAUUUUAAAUGAGAAACUCUAGGUGGAGAACGAUGGAACUCUUGUGAUUGCCGAAGCCUCCAAAGAAGACGACACUUUUUACUCGUGUAAAGCAACUAAUCCAGCUGGUAUCGCCGAGAAAAACAUGCGAUUGAGCAUUAUUGGUAUGCUUUCAAGUUCGAAUGAGAAAAAAAAGACUUUCUUCAGUUGCGCCGGAAAUGCCUGACCAAGACAUUGUCGCUCACGAGUCGGUCAAAGUUUCUCAGCCGUUUUCUUUGUACUGCCCCGUCCUCAGUACACCUCUGCCCACAGUAAGAAUGAAUUUUUUUUUCUAAAUUCACAUUUCUUCACAGAUUUCCUGGCAACUCAACGACAAGCCUAUGGCAGAAGUCGAUGCGAAUGUUCAGUUUUCUGACGACAAGCGGAAACUUCACGUCGAGAAAGUUGAUUGGCAAAAAAAAAUUGAAUUUGUAAAUGUUAAAUAGGCCCGAGUUACUGAUGCCGGUGUGUACAAAUGCGUAGCUCGCAAUUCUGCUGGCGAAGGAAGCAAAUCCUUCGAAGUGGAAGUCUUGGGUGAGUACAUAACUGUAGAGAAAAACGUGAAUUUUGACUUUUCAGUGCCUCUCAACAUCGAUGAAUCGGAAUGGAAGAAGAAAGUUGUGGCAAAGGAGGUGGAGACACAAAAAGUUUCUGAAAACCAGGGAAAUCCCAGGGAGAAUACGUCGAGAUUGGUUGUCCCGUUUCUGGUCUUCCCAGCCCGACCAUCAAUUGGAUUGUCGGUGGAACCAUUCUUAGGAAAGAUGAGCCUUACAGAGGGAUCAAGCUGGCAGACAGUGGGAAGACGGUUUUCGAUGGAAUCUCCUGAAGUUGAAGUCUUUCCUAAUUUUUCAGCUGAUCAUCGAAGAAGCUUCGCUUGACAACAUGGGGAUGCUUCACUGUGUAGCCCAAAAUAAGGCAGGAACUCUGGACGUUGAUGUUGAACUUGUCGUUCUUGGUUGGCUUUUUUCAAAUAAUACGAUUUCAUUCUUAAUUUUAAGCUGCUCCGAACUUGGGUGCUGAUGAGAACAUCGAGAUCGUGAAAGGAAAAGAAGCUACACUCUCGUGCGACAAUAAUGGUGAAACUGAUGAGAAACAUACAGUUUCCUGGCUUGUGGUGAGGAGUGAAUGUGUGAAACUGAGAGCAAGAAGAACUUCAGAACAACUCUGAAAGCUUGCCUUCAAACGUCCAAGUCCCACUCAACGGACAUCGACUCUUUAUUGUUAAUGCCACGGCUGCCAACGCUGGUUCUUAUUCUUGCAAGGGUAGAUUAUUCUUUCAAAAUCGAGAACCGUUCUUCUUGCAGCUACGAAUUCUGCUGGAGAAGACACCAAAAUCGUCAAUGUCGCAGUUCUUGGUGAGUGGAAAAAGUUAAAUUGAAAUGACAGAUUAAACUUUCAGAACCACCGGAGUUCCUCGAAAAAGAAUAUAACGAAAGCAUAAGACUUAUCCGUGGACAACCUUUGAAUUUGGCUUGUUUGGUUUCUGGUAAUCCUAGGCCAAACAUUGAGUGGCGCAUGGACAAAGAAACCAUCAUUGGUCCCGCGAUAAGGUGAGUUUAUAAAUUUUAAAAAUAAUCUAUGAAAAGACGAUAAGAAAACAUAUUGCUCAUAACUCGUUUUUUUAUUUAAAACUAUAUUUCGAAGUUUGAAAACGACGCAUUCAACACACAAUUUUUUUUGAGGUAGUCCUUUUCGAAAUGUUUUAUGUUUCUUCUAAAUGGAAAGUUUUUUUCUAAAACAGGUCCGAGAAAUGUUUUUCACUAAAUGUCGACUUUUCAGCGACGACGGUCAGAAGUUCGAUAUCGACAAGCUGAACGGAUCGUCGGCUCAUGUUGUUUGCCUUGUUUCGAAUAAGGUUAAUUGGUUGAAAAACGUGAGAAUGCAAGAAUCGAUUUGUAGGCUGGAUCUAUUGCGCGCGACUUCUUCGUGCAGAGCAUCGCUCCGCCCAAGUUCACCGAUUCGGGAGACAGAAUCGAAGUUCAAGUGAGCAAUGGGAACAAAUAACUCAAUUUACUUUUCUACUCAGGUCAGCUACGGAGACACUAUCACUUUGGAUUGUCCAGUUUCUGGCGGCGGCGACGUUGUGAUUGAAUGGCUCAGACAGGGAUCUCCAAUCACGGUCUGGGAUUUCAUCACAAAGAAUUGGAAAAAGAAUUUUCAGGAUAAGGAAGCCAUCUUCUCUGUGAACAAAUCGAGUUUGAUAAUCAUGAAUGCAGAGGAGGAACAUGAAGACGUGUACACCUGCACUGCAAAGAACAGCGCCGGUGAAGCGACAAAAGAAUUCAACGUCUCAGUUCUUGGUUCAUUGAUUUUUUGCAUUUUUUCCAAAAUUUUGUUGAUCAGUUGCUCCCUACGUCCGCGGAACUCUGAUUGAGAACAUUGAAAUAAUCGAGAACAACGAACUGCAACUCGAUUGUGUUGCCGAAGGCAACCCUGACCCCAAAGUGACAUGGAAGAAGGAUGGAGGAAACGUCCCACAAGAAGCCGAGGUGAGCCGGAUAAAGAUUUUUGAGAAAAAUUUUCCAGGUCCUUAACGAAAACAUGACUUUGGUGAUUCGAGACAUCAGAAAGUCUCAAGCUGGUGUGUACCGGUGUUUUGUGAAGAACGUCGCUGGCACGGCUUCAAAAACUUUCAAUGUUCACGUUCUUGAGAAGCCUGUCUUUGUUUCAAAAACUGAGUCAGAGCAUAAGGUGCUGUAUUUUUUGAAAACUUUGAUGAACUUUAUGAAUAUCAGGUUGACGUCGAGCGAGCAGUUACUCUGGAGUGUGACGUCAAAGAUCCCACCGGCGUUGAAAUCAGCUGGACUCGUCAUCAACUCCCAAUAGUUUCUGGUGUUGAUGAUGUUCAGGUAUUUCGAGAACCAUAAUUAAAUUUUUAUUAAAUUAGUUAAAAUGGAAGCACAUAUUAGAUUUUCUUCUGGAAACAACUUGAGUGAUGCAUAUUUCAGUUACUUUCCGGUGGCCGGUACUUGCACGUCGCUUCAGUUCAGCCUGAAGAUGAAGGAUCCUACGAAUGUACUGUCAAAAACAAGGCCGGAGAGACCUCAAAGAAGUUCCAGCUCCAAGUUCAAGGCAAAUCAGGAAUUGUUCCAAUUAGAAUAAUAUCUGAUCAAUUUCAGUUCCACCAGAAAUUAUCAAUGAUGGUGGAGAAUACACCGUCAUUGAGAACAACUCUCUUGUUCUCCCUUGUGAAGUUGAAGGAAAUCCUCCUCCAGUUGUUACGUGGACAAAGGUGAGCUUGAACUCACAAACCUUCCAAAAAAAUUUGAUUGAAGGACGGACGCCCGAUCAGUAGCUUGGAGCAUGCUCAGGUCCUCUCAGAAGGACAACAGUUCAAGAUCGUCCAUGCUCAGCCAGGUGGUGUGAAAAGUUGAACCUUUUCGAAUAAAUCUGAAACUUCAGUUCAUCGCGGUUCUUACCUUUGUCAGGCUAAAAACGACGUUGGAUCUACAGAGAUCAGUUUUGACGUCGAUGUCAUCAGUAAAAUCUCUCUUUAUUCUUUGCUAAGUUCAAUUUCAGCUCGACCUUCUCUCGCGAAGGGUAUCAAAGAAGUGGUAGAAGUGAUACAAGGCGAAACUGCACAUUUCAAGUGUCCUAUUGUGGAUAAAAACUUCAAGGGUGACGUCACUUGGUUUAAGAUUUUAUUUGUAAGAGGUAUUAACAAUAAAUGUUUUAGGCUUCGAAACUUCAACCCAAUCGAUUAUCGGGACGGAAGACUCACAAAAUCUCAAAAUGACCGCCGUCUUCAUCUGUCGAAGUUUUUGCUUCUCUUUUUCUCAUCUUAUGCACCCUUUUUCAGUUCUUCGCUUCAAGAUGAAGGACUGUACAGCUGCAGGAUCAAAAAUGACGCUGGAGAAAACAAAUUCGACUACAAGCUUCAAGUUCUUAUACCUCCGACAAUUCUAAUUUUGGAUAAAGACAAGAACAGGUUAUUUCUCAAUUACUUUGUCUAAUUUUUCUAGAUUUAGAACCGUCAUUGAAAAGACAACGGUCACUUUGUCCUGUCCAGUCACGGGAAAGCCAGAGCCGGACAUUGUCUGGCUGAAAGAAGGCGAAAUGCUUUUCCCAGAUAACAUUUCAGACCUCAUUGACUCUGCUUCAAUUGUUGGAAAUGAACUGAAAAUUUCUCGAGUCAAGGUCGCAAUGAAGUUACGUUAAUAAAUUUUUCAUGAGUUUCAUAAUUUAGGAGUCGGACAGUGGUAGAUAUUCUUGUGAAGCAACUAACAAAGCUGGCAGUACUGAUCAAGAUAUUUUCCUCAACGUCAUGAGUAAGUUUUCCCAACUCUCAAUUGUGUAACGUUUUUUUUUCUCAGCACCACCGCGAAUCGAAAAAGAAGGAAUUCCUGCGGAAUAUGAUCAAAUGCUGGACAACACCGUCACGAUUUCCUGCCCUGUUUUCGGAAAACCGACGCCAUCCGUUACUUGGCUGAAGGCCGGAAAGUCCCUCGAAAGCAAUGCCAACGUCAAAACCAGUGCGAAUGGACAGAAGCUUUAUUUGUUGAAACUGCAAAAAGACGACGCCGACAAGUCUGUUGUUUUGAAAGUUGCCGCAUCAAAAGCUUUGUUUUCAGGUACACUUGCAUCGCCAAGAACCCAGCUGGCGAGGAAAAACGCGAUUUUAGUGUUCGGAUCCUGGGUAUAAUAAAAGUCAAUUAACACUUUCCAUUAAAAAAUUUUGAGAGGCUCCAACAUUUGAAGAUCCAAACUUGGUGAGAAAAGUCCAGACGAUCGCAGGAAAAACGUCAAUUUUCAAUUGUCCAGCUAGCGGAAGCCCACAACCUACUAUCACUUGGUUAAUCGAUUUUAUUUUGAGAAUUCAUUAAGUUUGAAUAAUUCCCAGGAUCCGAGAUGGAGAAACUUUGUCUGCCACCGGACGUCACGUCUUUUUGGACGGAGGCCGACAGCUUCAGAUUAGCAACACCGAAACAAGCGACAAAGGAAGGUUUUUCUGUUCAUCCAGCUUUUCUCUAACAUCUUUCAAUAGGUACACUUGCAUUGCAACUAACUCCGUUGGAUCCGAUGACUUGGAAACAACUUUGGACGUUAUCGCUCCUCCAGUUAUCGAAGGACAACCCACAGAAGUUGUGGAAGUGUUUGAGAACUCGCGCCACGACUUGCUUUGCGAAGUUUGCUUGUGAAUUAUGCGCUAGUAUCUCAACUUUUCAAAAGGUCAACGACACGGGAUCUCGGCUGGAGAUUGAGUGGCAGAAAUCGGGACAAACCAUCUCCCAGGAAACGCUAAAAGACGAGAAUCUCAUUCAAGUGAGCUAAAUUCAAUUGGAUUGCUGGCUUGAGUAGAACGAACACAAACUGAAUAAUUCACAGAUUCCUUCGUCGGGAAGAAAGCUGAACAUUCUUUCCGCGAGAACUUCCGACGCUGGAAGGUGCAGAAGACAGAAAUUAAAGUUCAAAUAUCGAAUAUUUUAGAUAUACUUGUGUUGUGAAGAAUUCAGCAGGGGAAGCCAGAAAGUCAUUCGACGUCAAAAUACUUGGUUCGAUCCAAAUGUGGGGCUUCUUGAUGGUCUCAAGUUUUCAGUUCCCCCUCCAUCAACGAUCAAGCCUCAUCGGAAGCUUUGCAAACUGUGGUUAAUGGCUCUUCUGUAACUCUGAAGUGCAGCACCAACGGAAAUCCAAAGCCUGAGGCAAUAUUUUAUUUUCAAAAUAAUUAUUUCAUACAAUCACAGGUAACGAAACCACAUCAAUUUCAGUCAGAACUGAGCAUUUUCGAAAAAUCAGAGAACUAAUGAAAACAAAAAAAAAACAAUGAACGGCUGCAAAAGUGAGCAGAGAAGUUACAGAUUUGGUGGAACUAUGAAGGCCAGAGAAUACGAGAUGAAGAUGGGCAACCGUCGGAAAACAAAGAAACUCUUGUUAUCGAUUCCAUCACACCAGAAAAUAUCGGAAAGUACACCUGCGAGGCCAUGAAUAAGGCCGGUCUAGUUCGCAAGGAUUUCAUUUUGAGAUUAUCAGGUAAUUAUAAAGAUAUUAAUAAGCUGCAAUCUCAUAUACAGGGCCCCCGGUUUUGGAUGGAGGACCAGAAAACCUAGCCAUGAAGGUUGGCGAUUCAAUGACUUUGACUUGCAAAGUGAGCUCUGGAAGCGGAAACGUUACAGUUUCAUGGCUUAUCAACGAUGUCGAGGCUCAGAACGGAGUCUUCAGCCCGACUGUUGAAGUGAAAAAUUAAGUCUUUUUUCGAAUAAAAAGCAAAAUGUGUUAGGUGCUUGAUCGACAAGUCAAAGUGAGUAACGCUCGGUUGAGCGAUGCCGCGAACUACAUUUGCAUCGCUAAGAACGAAGCUGGAGAGGUCAGAAAACCAUUCCAUCUGAUGGUUUGGGGUUCGUUGCCGCUUCCUCGUUUCAGUUUGCAAGCCUCGAAGUUUUUCAGAGAAGCCGCGAUUCAUGGACACCAACACGCGAUACCCUAUUGUCCUCGACAAAUCUGUCAUUUUUGACUGCUCCGUCACUGGAACACCAAAACCGACUGUCGUGUGGUUCAAGGUACGUUUUCUCAGCCAAGUUUGA
Molecule: messenger RNA, 15761 nt
Organism: Caenorhabditis auriculariae
Lineage: Eukaryota; Metazoa; Nematoda; Chromadorea; Rhabditida; Rhabditidae
Source: the annotation of a GenBank genome assembly